This is a messenger RNA of Megalops cyprinoides (Indo-Pacific tarpon), 2912 nucleotides long. RefSeq names its product coiled-coil domain-containing protein 136-like. Gene Ontology annotation, biological process: single fertilization; acrosome assembly. Bases 53 to 1453 code for a protein of 466 amino acids. The transcript is spliced from 8 exons. Gene Ontology annotation, cellular component: acrosomal membrane. The record is from RefSeq and is a predicted model, not a curated record. Lineage: Eukaryota; Metazoa; Chordata; Actinopteri; Elopiformes; Megalopidae.
GCCUCCCGCCCCCCCGCCGCGCUCGCCUUACCCCCCCCGUCCCAGCGCCGGCAUGGACGGACUGCGGCUGCCGCCCGUCAUCGAGGAGGUGGCGGACCCCGCAGAUGAUCUCUGUGAACUGAAACCAGACAAGCCCGGCAUGGAGGCGGAGCUCACCGCCAAGGAGAAAGAGGCGCUGGAGGAGAACGAGGAGAAGCCGGGGAGGGACGGCGAGGCGGGCGAUGUGGAGAAGGAGCAGGAGGGAGGGGAGGAGAAGGAGGUGAAGGAGGAGAAGGCUGGGGAGGGGACCAUGGAGCUGCCUGUCUCGGAGGAGCAGGAGCUGGAGGAGCUGAGGUCCCAGGUCCUGCAGCUGCUCCUGGAGCUUGAGGAGGCCAGGGAGGUGUCCCAGAAACACGAGGAGAGCUUCCGGGAGCUGCAAGGUCUUUUGGAGGACGAGCGUUUGGCCAGUGCUCACCAAGCAGAGACCUUCACACGGCAGAUUCAGAGACUGCAAGCCCAGCUGCGGUCGGUGCAGGAGGAGAUGGACAGCCUGGAGGAGGAGAAGGAGAGCGAGCUGACGGAGGCGCAGGAGGAGCUGCGGGCGGCGCAGGAGGAGGUGCUGGUGCUGCAGCAGGCGGCCGAGGAGGCGGCGGCCGAGCGGGAGAACGACAUCGCCAGCCUGCAGGAGGAGCUGUGCCGCCUGAGGGCGGAGCUCCAGCGCCUCCACGCCACCACCCAGGAGUACGAGCUGGAGAUCACCACGCUGCGCGCCGAGAUCAGCAUGAAGAGCCAGCGCAAGGAGGAGGAGAGGAGAGAAGGGUCAGGCGACAUGGGCCUGUUGAAGGAGGAGUGCCGCAGCCUGAAGGAGGAGUGUCAGGCCCUGCAGGACAACAACCGGCAGCUGACGGAGAGACUCCGGCAGCUUCAGCUGGAGAGGAAGGGCUCCAACGACGUCUACAUGGCCGUGAAGGAGGAGGAGGAGGGGAAGGAGGGUGGCGGCGAGGAGGGCGUGGCCGGGGACGAGGCUGCCGAGGCCAGCGGGGACGGGACGUACAUGAGCGUGGCCGAGCCCAGGGCCAACUCCCGCCGGGUGGACGCCUCCAUCCAGAAGAACAUCUCCUUCGAGGGCAAGCCCGUCACCCCCAGCAGCUGGAACGGGGGCUUCGCCGAGAUCUUCUCCCUGCGGGACCAGCUGAAGCAGGCCGAGGAGAAGGCCUCCGAGGUGCAGAGGGCGUGUGACGGGCUGAAGGCGGAGCUGCAGGAGCUGCAGGGCCUGUACGAGAGCAGCCAGAGCGAGCGGGCGGAGCUGGAGAAGGAGCUGCUGAAGUGCCGCCAGGAACUGGAGAGGCUGACGGGGGGGAAGGCGCAGAACUCCACUCCUCCGUCUGAGCCCCCUGUUCUCUCCAUCCCCUUCAUAGGAAUGAUUGUAAUAGUGGCCCUGAUAUGGUGCUGGUGGGCGGAGCUCUCCUCCUAGAAGGGACCAGGUACGAGUAUGUCAUUUCCUUUGUCUUCCCAGAAGGCCCCGCGGCUCCCCAGAUCCACAGAACAGACCCCACACGGCGAAAGCCAUUUUGAAAGUGAGAGGGGGGGGAGGAAAAAACAAGGCCAUACUGUGUAUUGUCAGUCCCAUACCUGUUAAACCACACUGUAAUUACAGCUAGGUAACUGCUAAUUAAAUAGACAGGAGAACAUGGGUUUGCAGUUAGCCUUAGCUUUAGCUUUGGAGAUGGGAGCAGUCAGCUGACCUUACUGAGAAAAUGUGCUUUCAUUUAGUGCAAACAUACAUAUGGACAUAGCAAUUGCCGUGUAAUUGUAUGAGCAUGUUUAAGGCCUCAGUCAUAUGGCAAGACAUAAAACAGCAUGUAUACGAGUAUUCAUUCUUUUUGCACAUAAAAAUAGGUGUAAGUUAACAAGCUUAUGAGUACUUUAAAAAACUGGAUCAUAGUACAGGAAGCAGACAGACACAGUGCGAGAGGGCAGUAAUGAAAGGCAGAUUCCUCCACAUUUUCCUCCUGUUUCAAGCCUGCUGGUGUAUGUUACAGUCGUAGCACUGCUACACUUGCCUAAAGGGGUAGAUCUUUCAGCUUUGUGCUUGGCCAAAAAACAGACUCCCCAAGCAAUGUCUUACCAGCGCGACUGUGGUGCCAACCAUGAAUGCUUUCACUACACCUAGGACACCACGUUCUACCUCUGUGACAUUCACACCAUAUGACACUGUAGCAAAAAACACAGGAUAGAAAUUUCAAAGUGUGGAGACAAUGCAGAAGGUCACUUUUAAGGUUAAAAGAUCCCGUCGAAAGACACACACAGCGAUGAGAAACAAAAACUCCAUGGACUUUUGUUCGAACAGGACGGCAUUGAAAUGUUGACAAUCGCAGCGCUGUUUGAGUGCUUUGGAAUGGCGUCCCUACUCGACAAGCAGGACGAUGGGGAAAGAAACAUUCCCGGCCUGUUACAUGACUGCGAGUUUCCGACACAUCCAGUUGCAGAAAACACAGUACCGUGGUGGUAUCGAUGGCCCCUCCCGGGACCUGUGAAGGUUACUGUUUGAGCCAAAAUGGAUGACGCAACGCUGGAUUCCAGCAAACGCUGAUCAGCACCGCAGAGAGCAGAGUAGCAGCCAGUCAGCCUGGGUCUUGCGUAAGGGUGGGCCGUGCUGGCUGAGCAAAUAAGUUCAAGGAGGGGAAAUGAACUUGCCCGUGGAAUGAAGGAAUGCAACAAAAGUGUGUGUAUUGAGAUGGAACAAGUGACAGGAGAGUGAGAAUGUGUGUGUUGUGUGUGUGUGUGAGUGAGAGGCUGACAACAGAGAGCCUCAUUGGGUGUCUCCUGCCUUACAUCAUUUUUAGACUCACAAACACACCUCAGUCCUGCAAGCACAAAACGUCACCCAAAGCUUUUGGCCCUGGGGCUGGAAACAAUUGUACAGAACUGUG